Molecule: messenger RNA, 1839 nt
Organism: Acanthocheilonema viteae
Lineage: Eukaryota; Metazoa; Nematoda; Chromadorea; Rhabditida; Onchocercidae
Source: the annotation of a GenBank genome assembly
AUGCAACAAGAAAAUUCAUCGAAAUGUAGUGAAGUGACAGCAUUGAAAAGAGAAUUGGAAGAAUUGCAGCGAAAUGCUGCAAGCCGAAGUAAAAUGCAUACAGAACUCGCUAAACUUCAAGUUUCCGUACGAAAUCUUCAACUUCAGGAAGAGUUAUUGAGACAAGACAAUGCGGAAAUGCAAAAACAAUUGAAAAUUUGUGAGGAAGAAAAAUUAGCCACAAAAACUGAUUUCGAAUCGUUGCAAUCAAUGCACAGUGCACUUCUGAUGGAUCACGAUGGCUUGCAAAAAUUGCACGAUAUGCUUAGUGCUGAUUAUGAUCGUGUAAAAUAUGACAAUACGUUGUUAAAUAUUAAACUGAAAAACCAUAAAGGAACUGCGGAGGAAGUUUUAAAUGAACGUCGACAGUUCGAAGAAUUAAAAUUAGCAAUUGCAGAGGAACGUGAACGACGUGAUCGUGAGGUGCGAAUUAUGCGAAAUGAUAUGAUGACGCUACGUAAUAACUAUGAACAAAUACGAAAGGAUAAUAUUUCGUUGGCACGUAACGCACAACUUAAUAAGGACGAAUUGCGGAAACUUCGAUUUGUUGAGCAAAAUCAGCGCACAAUUAGCGAACGUUUGACGGCGCAAAUUGAUGAUUUACAGCAAAAGCUACAAGCGCGAAAUCUAGAAAUUACCGAAUUACUUCAGAAAAUUGAGUUAUUUACACAUCUGAACAAAACACUUGAGGAGGAAAGUCUCAUUCUGAAUCGACAGGUUAAUCAUCUCAUGGCACAAAAUCAGGAACUUCUGACAAAAACAUCGAACAAUAAAGAUAUUACCUAUCAUAAUGCACAAAAAGAUUUUCAGGAGAAAUUGUCCUCGUUGAGAAGUGAUAAAGAAGAAUUACAAGGAAAAAUAAAUGAGCAAUAUCAUAUUUUGGAUAACAAAAAGGGAACAGCCAAAGAGAAGCCGACAUUUUUGGAAGGAACCGCCAAAGCGCUCAUUUCUAAGAGUUCCGGAUCACAUAAAUUCUCGAUGAACGAUUGCGUCAGCAAUGGUGUAUUUUCUACGGAAAAUUAUGUGAAUGAUGCUUCUACCGGAGAAAGUAGCGCUUAUCCGGCAGAAGAAUCGUUGACAGCGACCGCUGCAAAACGAAAUUUAUCGCUUAAAACUUCGACAAAUGGUCAGUUACCGAUGAAAUAUUACAAUCGCCGAUACUGCUCAAUUCCGGAUGACCAACCUUGCAGUUCAUCCGACGAAUUAACAUUUAUCAAUAAGAGCUGUGAAUUGCAACAGAAUGGACAACAAGUAAAUGCAGAAUCGAGAAAUGAUUCAAUGCAUUGUUCUCGAACAUUUAUGAGAAAUAUUUUCCGUGCCGAAUAUUCAUCACUGCGCAGUACUGUUCCAUUCAACGAACGAUCCAUUGAUAUUAUCAGUUUGAGUGGUUCUGAACGUGGCAUUGAUGUACCCUCAUCAAUUCAUACUUUACCACCACGUCCACCAUCUCGAUCAAAUUCAACCGGUCGAUCUUCACGCAAUCGAUUACCUCCUCCAACAUAUCAACCAAAAAAUUCCAUCAAACAGUCAACAGCAAUUGUAAUUAGCAAUAAACCACCACCGCCACCAUAUAAGGGACGAGUUACGGCACCCACAAAACAAACUAUCGAAUUUUCACCGAAAGAAACAUCAACACCCAAAUCGGAGCAUAAUGGAUCGGAAGAUGAAAAACGAAAUAUCAUACGUGAUAAGAUGGAACGGAACGAGAAAACAAUAAGUAUCUAUGAGAAUGUUGAUAACAACGAUGCAUCUCUCGGUUCAGAAAUUGGUACUAUUUGGUACGAGUAUGGAUGUGUCUGA